AUGUGCAAUUACUCAACGCAGCCGCAACCUCAACAUGCGCCGUCAUCCAGUGCCAUUGAGCCCCUGCUCGCUGCUGAGGUCCCCGACCACCCGGCCUGCACAGAAGCUCUCGCCCUGGCCCGGUCAUCCCUGCCCGCAUCCGCCUUCAACCACAGCUUGCGCGUAUUCCUCUAUGCACGCCGCGCCCUCCAACUCCCGGCCCCAGCUGAGCUCACUGUUCCCUCCGCCGAGCCCCAUGUCCUCUUCGUAGCAUGCAUCCUCCACGACAUCGGCAUAGCAGACGCCCACGCAGCUGAGCCGGAGCGCUUCGAGGUCGCGGGCGCCAACCUGGCAGCCUCGCUGCUGAGGAGGCACGGUGUGGACGGGGACGCCGCUCGCGAGGCCUGGCUCGCCAUCGCGAUGCACACGAGCCCGCACGUGGCUGAGGGUGCAGGCGGGCUCAUUACGGCCCUGCGGCUCGGCGUCAGGGUUGACUUUGGCACCUACGCUGGUCUCAACGCGGGCGCCCUCGGCGAGGCUGGGGGCCGUCUGCCGCGGCUGGGCGUCGAGAAGGAGCUCGGUGACACGGUUGUGAGGCAGGCAGUGGCGCUACCGUCCAAAGCGCCGGGGGCUUCUUGGCCAGGGGAUUUGGUGAGGGCAAAAGAGGCAGAGCCGGAGUGGGAGGGGGUCAACAAGGCUUUUUAA
Molecule: messenger RNA, 684 nt
Organism: Diaporthe citri
Lineage: Eukaryota; Fungi; Ascomycota; Sordariomycetes; Diaporthales; Diaporthaceae
Exons: 1
Coding region: 1-684 (227 amino acids)
Source: RefSeq, a predicted model, not a curated record